UUGAGUUAAACGAAAAAAGGAUUUUUAUACAAGGCACAAACAAAAGUCAUGGCAUCUUUGGGGCUUCAGAUUUUAGGAAUUGCUCUCGCGUUCUUCGGGUGGCUUGGAGACAUCCUCACCUGCAUCCUUCCCAUGUGGAGGGUUACAGCCUUUAUCGGCAACAACAUCAUUACGGCGCAGACUACCUGGGAAGGACUGUGGAUGGCCUGUGUCGUACAGAGCACAGGACAGAUGCAGUGUAAGGCGUACGAUUCAAUGCUCGCCCUGUCCCUGGACCUACAGGUUGCGCGGGCUUUGGUUGUCAUAUCAAUCUUGGUCUCUGUUAUCGGCAUCCUCUUGGCGGUCGCAGGAGGGAAAUGCACCACUUGUAUUGGGAACAAAAUCGCGAAGGCAAGAGUUGUCGUAUCUGCGGGGGUGUUUUUCAUCAUAGGUGGACUGCUGUGUCUCACACCUGUUUGCUGGUCAGCACACACCAUCAUCCGAGAUUUCUUUAAUCCGCUCCUCCCAGAUGCGCAGAGAAGGGAACUCGGUGCGUCUCUCUACAUCGGCUGGGGUGCAGCGGGGCUUCUGCUCAUCGGGGGCGCAAUACUGUGCUGUCAGUGUACAAAAGAGGAACGAGCAUUAGUGGCCAAAUACCCUGCACCAACAUCAAACUCAACUGGAAAAGAGUUUGUAUAAAGAACUUUUCGAAGAGGAUCUUUGUUUCAUUUUAAUAGUCACCUAUUAACUGCAUCUUAUUUA
Molecule: messenger RNA, 741 nt
Organism: Triplophysa dalaica
Lineage: Eukaryota; Metazoa; Chordata; Actinopteri; Cypriniformes; Nemacheilidae
Product: claudin-like protein ZF-A89
Exons: 1
Coding region: 49-678 (209 amino acids)
Biological process (GO): bicellular tight junction assembly; cell adhesion
Cellular component (GO): bicellular tight junction; plasma membrane
Molecular function (GO): structural molecule activity
Source: RefSeq, a predicted model, not a curated record